Messenger RNA from Penicillium canariense, 1206 nucleotides. Its product is annotated as methionyl-tRNA formyltransferase. Bases 1 to 1206 code for a protein of 401 amino acids. The transcript has 4 exons. Gene Ontology annotation, biological process: biosynthetic process; conversion of methionyl-tRNA to N-formyl-methionyl-tRNA. Gene Ontology annotation, cellular component: mitochondrion. Lineage: Eukaryota; Fungi; Ascomycota; Eurotiomycetes; Eurotiales; Aspergillaceae. The record is from RefSeq and is a predicted model, not a curated record. Gene Ontology annotation, molecular function: methionyl-tRNA formyltransferase activity.
AUGUUCGUGGUUCGAGGGACCAGUGCCUUUGUGUUCUGCAGGUACUCUGCAGCUUCUUCUGCUCGAUGGUGCGCAUACCGGGGCUAUGCGACUCGUUCCUUUGAUCCUCUCCGCAUUCUCUUUUGCGGCUCCGACGAAUUUAGUAUUGCCUCCUUGAAAGCUCUCCAUAGCUACCGUUUGAAACAUCCCGACCAGAUUUCCUCUAUAGAUGUGGUUUGUCGGCCAGGGAAACGGGUUGGAAGAGGACUGAAGAAGAUCCGCGAGAUGCCUAUCAAGGAGGCUGCAACCGCUUUGUCGCUUCCGAUUCACGAAAUCGACACAUUCACAGGAUGGACACCUCCGGUGACUCCGAAUGGUCCUAUCAAUUUAAUUAUUGCUGUAUCCUUUGGGCUAUUCGUGCCUCCACGGAUUUUGAACGCCGCAAAGUAUGGAGGCUUAAACGUGCACCCAUCGCUGCUACCAGACUUUCGUGGCCCCGCACCGUUACACCACACUCUCUUGGCCGGAAGGACUAAGACUGGCGUGACGCUUCAGACAUUGCACCACAAAGACUUCGACCAUGGAACAAUUUUGUCUCAAACACCAGCUCCUGGCUUCGAUAUUCCCAACUCCGAAUUUUGUACUGUUCCCGAAUUGACUAGUCUGGUUUCGGUGAAAGGUGCGGAACUACUCUUUGACGGCAUCCAGAACGGACUAUUUGUGCCUCCUGUCAAGGAGGCAGGAUGGCUCUCUGCAGAUAACAACAAAAAUCUCAUCCAUGCUGCCAAGAUCAAGCCAGAAGAUCGACAUGUUGACUGGGCAAAUUGGACGCUGGUCGACUUCAACCGACGCUAUCGUGUGCUUGGAAACCUGUGGAGCAAAGCACUUGUAGCAAGCAAUUCAGCAGAUGGAGCGCUCCCGUUCCAGCAGAAGCGCGUGAUCCUCACUGAUGUCGAAGAAGUGGAUCCUCCAAUUGGAUCUGAUAUCUUUGCGAUUGUUCCGGGCUUGCCAUUCGCGAACGCUCCUCAUCCGGUGGAGCCAAAGAAAAACAGGGCACUUUAUGUGUUAACCAAAGACGGCAAGGCACUUCGUAUCAACCAAAUGAAAGUGGAGGGAGAACCAGCCGCCGAGGGACUUCGAGCUGCAAUUAAGGCGCGCAUGUUUGGUGAUCGGUCCUUCCAGUCUGUUGGCACCGAGUUUACUCCUUUCCGCAACCCCCUUGCAUGA